Molecule: messenger RNA, 1041 nt
Organism: Gryllus bimaculatus (two-spotted cricket)
Lineage: Eukaryota; Metazoa; Arthropoda; Insecta; Orthoptera; Gryllidae
Source: the annotation of a GenBank genome assembly
AUGAUUUCAACGAUGGAUCUGAAGAGAAAAGCCGAUGAACUUGCUCUCGUGCAAAUAAAACGUUCCAGAAAUGAAAUUGUUGCUACAAAGCCUCCCGGCGUUUCAUGCGAUGUACAACGAACAUCGAGUCUCUUAGCUCCAAUAAUGUUGCUAGAAGGACACCAAGGAGAGAUAUUUUCAGUUGAAUUUCAUCCUGAUGGACAGUAUCUUGCUUCCUCCGGGUUUGAUAGACAGAUAUUUAUUUGGAAAGUUUAUGGAGAAUGUGAAAAUGUUUCUGUUAUGUCAGGUCACACAGGUGCCAUAAUGGAACUUCAUUUUUCAACUGAUGGAUUCACCCUCUAUACGGCUAGCACCGAUUUCACGUUGGGUCUUUGGGAUAUCGAAACUGGUGUUCGUACCAAGAAAUUGAAAGGUCACACAACAUUUGUGAAUUCGUGUCAUCCAGCUCGACGUGGACCUCAGUUAGUAUGCAGUGGUUCAGAUGAUUGCACAAUCAAGGUAUGGGAUCCUCGUAAAAAGGGCCAGACAACAACUCUAAAUAAUACUUAUCAAGUGACAUCAGUAACAUUCAGUGACACUGCAGAACAGAUUUUGUCAGGAGGUAUAGACAAUGACAUAAAAGUGUGGGAUUUACGGAAGAAUGCAGUGUUGUACAGAUUAAAGGGUCAUGCAGAUACUGUGACUGGUGUUAGUCUGUCUCCUGAUGGUUCGUAUGUCCUUUCUAAUGCAAUGGACAAUACUGUUAGAAUAUGGGAUGUCCGUCCAUUUGCACCCCAAGAACGGUGUGUGAAGAUCCUCACAGGGCACCAACAUAAUUUUGAGAAGAAUUUACUUCGUUGUUCAUGGUCACCCGAUGGUUCCAAAGUUUCAGCAGGCUCUGCAGACCGAUAUGUAUAUAUAUGGGAUACUACAUCUCGUCGAAUUAUAUACAAGUUGCCAGGUCAUAACGGCAGUGUAAAUGACAUUGAUUUUCAUCCUAAAGAACCAAUUAUUAUGUCUGGUUCCAGUGACAAGCAAAUAUACAUGGGUGAAAUAGAAUGA